Nomascus leucogenys (northern white-cheeked gibbon) is the source of this 7472-nucleotide messenger RNA. It is a transcript of the gene SYNM, whose product is annotated as synemin. Gene Ontology annotation, biological process: fast-twitch skeletal muscle fiber contraction; intermediate filament cytoskeleton organization. The record is from RefSeq and is a predicted model, not a curated record. Lineage: Eukaryota; Metazoa; Chordata; Mammalia; Primates; Hylobatidae. Gene Ontology annotation, cellular component: intermediate filament; costamere; neurofilament cytoskeleton. Gene Ontology annotation, molecular function: vinculin binding; structural constituent of muscle; structural constituent of cytoskeleton.
CCCGUCCGCUAAGUGUCUGGGCUCUCCCGCUCGCGUCCCAGUCUGCGGGCCUCCGGGGCAGCGGCGAGGCCGGAGCGUCGCGGCGGAGGGGACAAGACCAGGACAAGACCAGGGCAGGAGGGAGCCGGCCAGCCGCGAGAGCCCCGCACGCCCGGCAAGAUGCUGUCCUGGCGGCUGCAGACGGGCCCCGAGAAGGCCGAGCUGCAGGAGCUCAACGCCCGGCUCUAUGACUACGUGUGUCGGGUGCGGGAGCUGGAGCGCGAAAACCUGCUCCUGGAGGAGGAGCUGCGCGGCCGGCGCGGGCGAGAGGGCCUGUGGGCCGAGGGGCAGGCCCGCUGCGCCGAGGAGGCGCGCAGCUUGCGGCAGCAGCUGGACGAGCUGAGCUGGGCCACUGCGCUGGCGGAGGGCGAACGGGACGCUCUGCGGCGCGAGCUUCGAGAGCUGCAGCGCCUGGAUGCGGAGGAGCGCGCCGCCCGCGGCCGCCUGGACGCCGAGCUGGGUGCGCAGCAGCGCGAGCUGCAGGAGGCGCUGGGCGCGCGCGCCGCCCUCGAGGCGAUGCUGGGCCGGCUGGAGGCCGAGCGCCGACGCCUCGACGCGGCCCACGAACGCGACGUGCGGGAGCUGCGCGCGCGCGCCGCCAGCCUGACCAUGCACUUCCGCGCCCGCGCCACCGGCCCCGCCGCGCCUCCGCCACGCCUGCGGGAGGUGCACGACAGCUACGCACUGCUGGUGGCCGAGUCGUGGCGGGAGACGGUGCAGCUGUACGAGGACGAGGUGCGCGAGCUGGAGGAGGCGCUGCGGUUCGGCCAGGAGAGCAGACUCCAGGCGGAGGAAGAGACGCGGCUGUGCGCGCAGGAGGCAGAGGCCCUGCGGCGCGAGGCGCUCGGGUUGGAGCAGCUGCGCGCGCGGCUGGAGGACGAGCUGCUGCGGAUGCGCGAGGCGUACUGGCUACAGGCCGAGGAGCGGCAGAGAGCGAUUGACUGCCUGGAGGAUGAGAAGGCGACCCUCACCUUGGCCAUGGCUGACUGGCUGCGGGACUAUCAGGACCUCCUGCAGGUGAAGACCGGCCUCAGUCUGGAGGUGGCGACCUACCGGGCCUUAUUGGAAGGAGAAAGUAAUCCAGAGAUAGUGAUCUGGACUGAGCACAUUGAAAACAUGCCACCAGAAUUCAGACACAAAUCCUAUCACUAUACCGACUCACUAUUACAGAGGGAAAAUGAAAGAAAUCUAUUUUCAAGGCAGAAAGCACCUUUGGCAAGUUUAAAUCACAGCUCGGCGCUGUAUUCUAACCUGUCAGGGCACCGUGGAUCUCAGACGGGCACAUCUAUCGGAGGUGAUGCCAGAAGAGGCUUCCUGGGCUCGGGAUAUUCUUCCUCGGCCACUACCCAGCAGGAAAACUCAUACGGAAAAACCGUCAACAGUCAAACCAAUGUCAGAACUUUCUCUCCAACCUAUGGCCUUUUAAGAAAUACUGAGGCGCAAGUGAAAACAUUCCCUGACAGACCAAAAGCUGGAGAUACAAGGGAGGCCCCCGUUUACAUACCUGAAGAUUCCACAAUUGCCCGCGAGUCAUACUGGGAUCGCCGAGACAAUGUGGCAGCAGGUGCUUCGGAAAGCACAGGGUCACGUGAGAGGACCGUCAUUCUGGGAAAGAAAACAGAAGUGAAAGCCACGAGGGAGCAAGAAAGAAUCAGACCAGAAACCAUCCGAACAAAGCCAGAAGAGAAAAUGUUCGAUUCUAAAGAGAAGGCUUCCGAGGAGAGAAACCUAAGAUGGGAAGAACUGACAAAGUUAGACAAAGAAGCGAGACAGAGAGAAAGCCAGCAGAUGAAGGAGAAGGCUAAGGAGAAGGACUCACUGAAGGAGAAGAGCGUGCGAGAGAGAGAGGUACCGAUUAGUCUAGAAGUAUCCCAGGACAGAAGAGCAGAGGUGUCCCCGAAAGGUUUGCAGACGCCUGUGAAGGAUGCUGGUGGCGGGACCGGUAGAGAGGCAGAAGCAAGAGAGCUGCGGUUCAGGUUGGGCACCAGUGAUGCCACUGGUUCUCUGCAAGGCGAUUCCAUGACAGAAACCGUAGCAGAAAACAUCGUUACCAGUAUCCUGAAGCAGUUCACUCAGUCUCCAGAGACAGAAGCAUCUGCUGAUUCUUUUCCAGACACGAAAGUCACUUACGUGGACAGGAAAGAGCUUCCCGGGGAAAGGAAAACAAAGACUGAAAUAGUUGUGGAGUCUAAACUGACUGAGGAUGUUGAUGUUUCCGAUGACGCUGGCCUGGACUACCUUUUAAGCAAGGAUAUUAAGGACGUGGGGCUGAAAGGCAAGUCAGCCGACCAGAUGAUAGGCGACAUCAUCAACCUCGGCCUGAAAGGGAGGGAGGGGAGAGCAAAGGUUGUCAACGUGGAGAUUGUCGAGGAGCCCGUGAGCUAUGUCAGCGGAGAGAAGCCAGAGGAGUUUUCUGUCCCAUUCAAAGUUGAGGAGGUCGAAGAUGUGUCCCCAGGCUCCUGGGGGUUGGUUAAGGAAGAGGAAGGUUAUGGAGAAAGCGAUGUCACAUUCUCAGUUAAUCAGCAUCAAAGGACCAAGCAGCCCCAGGAGAACACGACUCAUGUUGAAGAAGUGACAGAGGCAGGUGAUUCAGAGGGUGAGCAGAGUUAUUUUGUGUCAACUCCAGAUGAAUACCCCGGGGGGCACGACCGAGAUGACGGCUCGGUGUAUGGGCAGAUCCACAUCGAGGAGGAAUCCACCAUCAGGUACUCUUGGCAGGAUGAAAUCGUGCAGGGGACUCGAAGGAGGACACAGAAGGACGGUGCAGUGGGCGAGAAGGUUGUGAAGCCCUUGGAUGUCCCAGCGCCCUCUCUGGAGGGGGACCUGGGUUCCACUCACUGGAAAGAACAAGCUAGAAGCGGUGAAUUUCAUGCCGAACCCACAGUCAUUGAAAAAGAAAUUAAAAUACCCCAUGAAUUCCACACCUCCAUGAAGGGCAUCUCCUCCAAGGAGCCCCGGCAGCAGCUGGUGGAGGUCAUCGGGCAGCUGGAGGAAACCCUUCCUGAGCACAUGAGGGAAGAGCUGUCCGCCCUCACCAGAGAGGGGCAGGGCGGGCCGGGGAGCGUUUCCGUGGACGUCAAGAAGGUCCAGGGUGCUGGUGGCGGUUCUGUGACCCUGGUUGCUGAAGUCAACGUCUCACAAACUGUGGAUGCCGAUCGGUUAGACCUGGAGGAGCUGAGCAAAGAUGAGGCCAGUGAGAUGGAGAAAGCUGUGGAGUCGGUGGUUCGGGAGAGCCUGAGCAGGCAACGAAGCCCAGCGCCUGGCAGACCAGAUGAGGAAGAUGGAGCGGAGGCCCUGGCUGCUGGUGUUCGCUUCAGGCGUUGGGCCACCCGGGAGCUGUACAUCCCUUCAGGCGAGAGUGAGGUUGCUGGUGGGGCCUCUCGCAGCUCGGGACAGCGCACUCCCCAGGGUCCAGUGUUGGCCACUGUGGAGGUCAGCAGCCCCACAGGCUUUGCCCAGUCACAGGUGCUGGAGGAUGUGAGCCAGGCUGCAAGGCACAUAAAACUUGGCCCCUCUGAAGUCUGGAGGACUGAGCGAAUGUCAUAUGAAGGACCCACUGCAGAAGUGGUGGAGGUAAGUGGGGGAGGUGACCUAAGUCAGGCAGUGAGCCCGACUGGAGCCAGCCGGUCUGUGAGGCAUGUCACGCCGGGUCCUGGUCAAAGUCCACUGUCCAGAGAAGUCAUCUUCCUAGGCCCUGCCCCUGCCUGUCCGGAGGCAGGGGGCUCGCCAGAACCUGGCCCAGCAGAGUCUUCUGCAGAUUCGGACGGAUCGGGGAGGCACAGCACAUUUGGCUCCAGACAAUUUCAUGCUGAAAAGGAGAUUAUUUUUCAGGGCCCCAUUUCUGCUGCAGGGAAGGUUGGUGAUUAUUUUGCAACAGAAGAGUCAGUGGGUACCCGGACUUCUGUCAGGCAACUCCAGUUAGGCCCUAAAGAAGGGGUCAGUGGGCAAAUCCAGUUCACAGCUCCACUUUCAGACAAGGUGGAGUUGGGUGUCAGAGGAGAUUCUGUACACACGGAAGGGUUGCCAGGGAGCAGCACAUCCAUCAGGCACAUCAGCAUCGGGCCUCAGAGGCAUCAGACCACCCAGCAGAUAGUUUACCAUGGGCUGGUUCCCCAACCGGGGGAAUCUGGUGACUCAGAGAGCGUUGUGCACCGGGCCACUCACAGUCAUACCUCAGGUAGACAAACCAUUAUGACUGAAAAGAGCACCUUCCAAAGUGUCAUUUCUGAAUCUCCCCAGGAGGACAGUGCAGGGGACACAACAGGGGCAGAAAUGACAUCGGGCGUUAGCAGAUCCUUUAGGCACAUUCGACUAGGUCCUACAGAAACGGAAACCUCUGAACACGUUGUCAUCCGUGGACCCGUGUCCAGAACAUUUGUGCUUGCUGGUUCAGUGGACUCCCCUGAGCUAGGCAAGUUAGCAGACAGCAGCAGAACGCUAAGGCACAUUGCACCAGGGCCCAAAGAAACUUCGUUUACCUUUCAGAUGGAUGUGAGUAACGUAGAGGCGAUCCGCAGCCGGACACAGGAAGCGGGAGCUCGCGGUGUGUCUGACCGUGGUGCCUGGAGAGACGCGGACAGUAGCAAUGACCAGGCAGUUGGCGUGAGCUUUAAGGCCUCUGCUGGGGAAGGAGACCAGGCCCACGGAGACCAGGGCAAGGAGCAGGCCAUGUUUGAUAAGAAGGUGCAGCUCCAGAGAAUGGUAGACCAAAGGUCGGUGAUUUCAGAUGAAAAGAAAGUUGCCCUCCUCUAUCUAGACAAUGAGGAGGAGGAGAAUGAUGGGCAUUGGUUUUAAUAAGCAGAAACAUUUUGUUUUAAUGGCAUCCUGUUGGCGACGUGCCAACAUCCAAAGGCCUUAACUUACUUUAAGAGGCCGAGGGAGUCUAUGAAAAUCUCCCCUUUUUUACUUUCUUAAAGAGUACUCCAGGCAUUGUCAAUUUACUUUAUAGUUAAUCCGUAAAGAUUUCCAGUUAAUUCAUGCCUUAAAAGGCACUGCAGUUUUAUUUUUGAGUUGGGACUUUUACAAAACACUUUUUUUCCUGGAGUCUUCUCUCCACUUCUGGAGAUGAUUUCUAUGUUUUGCACCUGGUCACAGACAUGGCUUGCAUCUGUUUGAAACUACAAUUAAUUAUAGAUGUCAAAACAUUAACCAGAUUAAAGUAAUAUAUUUAAGAGUAAACUUUGCUUGCAUGUGCUAAUAUGAAAUAACAAACUAACAUUUUAGGGGAAAAAUAAAUACAAUUUAGACUCUUUCUAAAAAGUCUUUUCAAAAAGAAAUGGGAAAUAGGCAGACUGUUUAUGUUAAAAAAAGUUCCUGCUAAAUGAUUUCAUCUUUAGGAAAAAAUUACUUGCCAUAUAGAGCUAAAUUCAUCUUAAGACUUGAAUGAAUUGCUUUCUAUGUACAGAACUUUAAAAAAUAAUAGUGUUUAUGGAGAGGACAGCUGUAGUCUGUUGUGCUAUUUCACAUUCUAUUUGCACAGGUUCCCUGGCACUGGUAGGGUGGAUGAUGAUUGGGAAUCGCUUACGGUACCAUUUCAUUUUUUGGCACUAGGUCAUUAAGUAGCACACAGUCUGAAUACUCUUUUUUGUUAUAGCCUAAGUUCUGGAGUGGCCAGUUCCUAUCAGACUGUGCAGACUUGCGCUUCUCUGUACCUUAUCCCUUAGCACCCAAACAUUUAAUUUCACUGGUGGGAGGUAGACCUUGAAGACAAUGAAGAGAAUGCCGAUGCUCAGACUGCAGCUGGGCUGGCAAGCUGGCUGUGUACAGGGAAAUUGGAAACACACAGUGGACCGUGCCUCCUAAAGAUGCUUUUCCCAACCCUCCAUUCGUGGGAUGCAGGUCUUUCUGAGCUCAAGGGUGAAAGAUGAAUAACAACCAUGAACCCACCUCACGGAAGCUUUUUUUGCACUUUGAACAGAAGUCAUUGCAGUUGGGGCAUUUUGUCCAGGGAAACAGUUUAUUAAAUACAAGGAUGUUUUGGGGAAGGAACUGGGUAUCUUUCCUGCAGCCCAGCACCGAGAUACCCAGGACGGGCCUCGGGGGUGAGGAAGGCCCCCAUGCUCAUGGGCCACAGAGUGUGGACCUGUAGAUAGGCACCACCGAGUUUAAGAUACGAUACUGGGAUGAGCAUGCUUCAUUGGAUUCGUUUUAUUUUACACAUUGGUAUUGUUUUAAAGUUUACAUCUGCAAAGUGUAGCAUCACAUAUAAAAGGUUUCGCUAGCAGCACAGCAUUUUUUAGUUCAGGCUAGCUUUUUUCACAUAAUGCUGUCUCAACUGUAUUUCCUGUAACACGGUAUCAUAGCACUGACUGUAGUGCACUGAGGAAUAACAGUCUGAGGUAGCACCACCCUCAGGCAGCCUACAAUGACAGCACUGGAGGGUCUUCCCUCUCAGAUUCACCUGGAGGCCCUCAGACCCCCAGGGCGCACAUCUCCCCAGGUCCUGGGAGCAGCUACCACAGGUAGUUUCCGGAGAGCGCGUUUUCUUCAUUGGUAAGUGGAGGAGAAAUGCAGCACAGCUUUCAAGAUACGAUUGUAAAAACACCGUGAAUCAGAGUAUGGAAAGAAAGUUGAUUUGAAUGGCAAGUUUAAACCUUUGUUGUCCAUCUGCCAGAUGAACUAGUGAUUGUCAGACUGGUAUGGAGGUGACUGCUUUGUAAGGUUUUGUCGUUUCUAAUACAGACAAAGAUGUGCUGAUUUUGUUUUAGCUGUAACAGGUAAUGGUUUUUGGAUGGAUGAUUGACUGGUGAGAAUUUGGUCAAGGUGACAGCCUCCUGUCUGAUGACAAGACAGACUGGUGGUGAGGAGGCUGAGUCUAUGUGGGUUCAGUUUGAUGUCAGUGUCUGGGCUCAUGACUUGUAAAUGGAAGCUGAUGUGAACAGGUAAUUAAUGUUAUGACCCACUUCUGUUUACUUUGGGAAAUAUCUUGGAUCUUAAUUGUCAUCUGCAAGUUUCAGGAAGUAUUCUGCCAAAAGUAUUUACAAGUAUGGAAUCAUGAGCUAUUGUUGGUUGCUAAAUCUGUGAAUCACCCGGGAGUGUGCCCUUGACAUUGUGACAGGUCACCCCAAAGCUCCAUGUCCUUUAAAACCAGUCACUCUGGACACAAGAGAAAUCAACUUCGUGGUUGGAUGGGGCCGGAACACAACCAGUCUUUUUGUAUUUACUGUUAUUUAGACAAAACUACUCACUGAGUGUUUCUCAGUUUCCUACUGGUGGUUUUGAUAUUGUUUGUUUAAGAUGUAUAUUUAGAAUGACAUCAUCUAAGAAGCUAAUUUUGCUAAACUCCUGUUCCCUACAAUGGGAAAUGUCACAAGAAUGUGCAAAAAUAAAAAUCUGAGGAAAAACCCACAUUGUUCCUAAAGAGAAUGAAUAUUUUCAGUAGAUUCUGAUGUUUCCUUUGAAUUCGAAAUAAAGAAUCUGUGUGUUGACAUGCA